UAUUUAAUUCAGAUUUGGGUGGGUGUUAAGUUAGAAUCUGCAACAAGGAGGCGAGCAUUAGGAGGAGGACUCGGGCACCUCCACACCCGCCAUAGCCACCACCAACAGGGCCGCCAUGUCUAACAGCGUUCCCUCCCCCGAGUGGUUUGUCUACGACGAGAACAAGGACAGCUACGACCUCAACACAAGGAUUCUGGCCACCGCCGUCAUCUGCCUGACAUCCGUUGUUGUCCUCGUUGUCUUCCUCCACCUCUACGUCCGCCACGUCCUCCUCCGCCGGCAUCGCGCCAGCCUCCUCCUCCGCUUCUAUGCGAACAACCCCGCCCACGACGAUCCGGCCAACGUGGGGCUCGACCCCUCCGCCAUCGCCGCCCUCCCGACGCAUUCUUAUCGAGUCAUAAUCAAGCAAGGAGAAGGCGGCGGCGGUAGCAAAGACGACGGGAGCUGCGCGGAGUGCGCCAUUUGUUUGAGCGCCGUGGAGGAAGGGGAGACGGUGAGGACGCUGCCCAGCUGCAAGCACCUGUUCCACGUCGGCUGCAUCGACAUGUGGCUGGGCUCCCACUCCACCUGCCCGGUGUGUCGCACGGCGGUGGAGCCUCCGCCGGCCGCCACACCCGACGUCAGCGAGCCAUCCACCGUUCCACCUCCAAGAGCGGCGUCGCAGGACUCCUCGGGAGCCGCUGCGGCUGCGGCGUCCCAGGAAGGCUCCUCCUCGGGAUCCAAGGACUCGGGAUCGGCUUCCUCGCGAUUGGGUUCGUCGUUCAGGAGGAUGUUGAGUUGGGAUAGGUCAACAGGGAGAAGAGCUCAAGGGGAAGCGAUGGAAGACCUGGAGAGACAGUAAAAGCUUCUUAAUUUUACCUCUCUUUUCUGGGUCGAAUCUUUUUUUGCAUCAACGGAUAACUACUAUUGGUGGGUGAGUGGGCCCUUCCAAUAUGAACCAGAGUCUCGAGUUUCAAAGUAGUUGGUAUCACGACACGCCACGUUUCUCGUCCAUGACUUGACUCACGUGGCACGGUUGUUACAAUGUUGACUUGGUGGGAAGCCCGGUUGCCCCUUCCUCCACUGUCGUGAUUGCGUACAUUUCCAGUUGCGUCUCUCGCUUCGGGUUUACUUAUUAUGCUCGACGAUGUUUAAUGCAAUAGGUUGUAUUGUCUUUGGGGA
Molecule: messenger RNA, 1161 nt
Organism: Musa acuminata AAA Group (dessert banana)
Lineage: Eukaryota; Viridiplantae; Streptophyta; Magnoliopsida; Zingiberales; Musaceae
Product: E3 ubiquitin-protein ligase ATL41
Exons: 1
Coding region: 116-841 (241 amino acids)
Source: RefSeq, a predicted model, not a curated record